CGACGACGAUGAGUGGCAGCAACGACAACGACGACGACGACAACUACGACCGCGGCUCGCUCCACUCGUUCGACGCGGCCAUGCAGCUGAGUGCAGCAGCGCACGACAAUCAUAGUCGUCAUUACAGCGAUGAUGAUGGUCAUGAUGAUCAUGGUGAUCAUGAACACGGCGAUGCUGCGCCGUCCCAAUCCACCGCCAUCCCAUCUCAUCAGCCAAUACCAGUCGCACAGCCAUCCAUCACGACUAGACUCCCUCUUCUGCAGCAGCAGCAGCAGCACCCACAGAGCGCAAUCGCAGCCAGCAGCGCCACUCCGACUGGAAGCCCAGCAAUCCUCCGUAAGGCGGGAGCGCUGCCGCCAUCGCACUCGCUGACCAGGCUCAACACGCUGUCCCAGAACAGAUCGCAGUCGAUGGCGUCGCUGUCCGCGCUGGCAGCGGCGCCGGGUGUCCAGAUCAUUGCGUCGCCGCUCCAAGCGCUCGGGGCCGCUGCAUCUGCCGCGACGAUCACGGCGCCGCCUGAAGCCCAGGUGCCCCGGUUUGUGCCUGGCGUGGCACUCAACUCUGUGCCGUCAUCACUGGCAGCGUCGGCCGCGUCGUUGGCAUCGGUUGCUGCUCCAGCCGGAAUGGCACCCGCCGCUGCUGCGAGUUCGUCCACGACCAAUCUCACCCUCACGCCGCAGGACUUGGCUACCACUGGCACUGAUGCUACUGAUGCUACUGAUGCUACUGAUGCGACUGCUGCGGCGAUCGCGCAGAGUGCGUCGACAUUGCCGUUGCUCCAGCCAUCGCCAGCCAAACGGCCAGUCUUUGUCGUGGAUUCUGUGGCACACAGUCGACAACCCUCAGAAGUUUCGGCUGCACAGUACCCCGCCAUGGUGGGUGGCGGUGAAGCCAUCCCAAUGACGCGCAUCAAGACCUCGGCAGCUCCGUCAGCAAGAGUCAAUGAUCGCAGUGCCGGCACCUCUGCGCCACCACCUGCUCAAGGGCUCGCAACAUCCGCGGCAACGAGACUUUUGUUUGAUGAAAUUAGGGCCCGCGCGGAUGAACACCGACGCCAAACCCAAUCUGUAAAGUUAAUUUCCCUCGUAACACGCGAAUGGUUCUGGACCUCUGGCUUGGUGGCGGUUCUUGCAGUGUUCUUGCUCGUCUACUUUAUUUAUGGAAAAGCCGACCCGUCCAUCUCGCACUACCGAUUGACCGGCGUGCUGAUUGAGGCGCUUUUGUUGCUAGCCUUUGCUGCCUGGAACUUGUAUCUGGGAUGGUACGAAGACAAGUGCCGCGCCAACGAGAUUGCUGACGCGCUGUCGUCGAUUGUUCAAUCCCACCAGGCAGCGCUCCAGCCCGAUCCAGUUUGGCUGGACGACUUUUGCGCCUCGGAUGCGUUCAUCUCGCCGUCCAUUUCCGUCGCGCGCACCAUCCGCGAUGGUCGCAUCGUCAGUAUUCCUCGCGUGUUGUUGGUAAAAGGUGACUUGUUGGAGCUCUUGCCAGGCGUGCCAGCGCCUGGAUUGUGCCACAGCUACGAUCCUUCGGUGGCCGGCGUAUUAUCGGAAGGGCAGAUCCCAUCAACUUCUGUCGAGUCCCAACGAGCUCCUCCAGCGACAGAGCCCGAGUUUUGUGCGCAGCCAAAACCCGUUCUCUAUGUCAUGGACGAGACGCCGUUCAUUCGGCACCUUGACAUUCCGCUGAACGCCUACAAGACUCGUCCCUUGACCAAGCUUGAGAACGAGCGCUCUGUUAUUCUCGGUCGCAUCCUGGGAAAGAUGAUCUUGGGCCCAUUGUUUCUUGCCGCUAUUUUCGUUAACGCCUUACGCUACGGCCUUCUCAACGACGAGGAGGGUGAAUGGAUGGAAAUGUUUUUCGUCGAGUUGGUUUAUCUCUUCAUUCCCUUGCUCCCUCUCAUCUUCCCGCUGCUCUGGGCUGCUGCCAACGCGUAUGGCGCUGCGAGAAUCGCAUUGCUUGCGCGUCAGCUGGAUGAUCCUCGCCUCAACGAAAGCCAGUCCAGCUUGCAAUCUUUAUUGCAAACUCAACCUCAAACCACACAAAUGACCGUCGACAUUCCCGUUCGAGACGAGUGGAAGGUGUUUUUAGACCACCUCCUGUGCCGCGAUGUUGUCUUUUUGCCUCGAUCGUGCAGCUUGAUGAACACGCUCGGCGGCAUCACCACUCUGUGCUGCAUUGACAAGGUCGGCUUGCUUUCCAUGCCCCGGCCGACUGCUGAAAAGGUCUUUACCUUCUCGCCGAUGGGCCAGACCAUGUUCCCACUUGCACACGACGAUCGCGACAGCGAAGAGAGCGCCAGCGAGGACGAGGAUGGUCCGCCAUCUCCAAUUGCGCUGCACCCUCAACAAAGUGCCGCCGUUCGCCACGCUUCGGCCAUUCUCGAUGUUUCUACGGACAACAACCGUGCCAACGGAAUCCGCUUUGAUGAAACAGACUGGGUCAAGUAUCUGCCUGCACUGAAACCACUCGGUUUGAACAUUCUGCUGAGCUCGCAAUGUGCCGAAACUCCACCUGCAGGCGUUGGCCAUGCACCAGGGUGCUCGACCCAUGCUGCUCGGUUGGAUUCCUACUGGCAGUACUUGAGCGAGCGCGAAAGUGGCAUUGCGUCGCGCCCCUUGCGCUCCUGCCUGUGCCCGCUGGCCCGAGAGAUUGGUUUCAAAGAUGCAGCUCUGGCAACGUUUGUCAAGCACAUUCGUGUCACGGCCUUUUCGACCACAGCGGUGCACAUGACGGACGAAGCCCGUCGCGUGUCGUCUGUGUUGGCGUUGACGGCACUCGAGAAUGGCAACCAACAACACACGGGUGACAGCGGAAAGGGUAUCUCUGAUACUCGCCCGUUGCUGCGGCAGGCGACACUGGCCGCUGCAGCAGAAGGACGCUCGGCGACUCCGCUUCUUUCGGUGCCUCGAAAGGUCUUGACUGCCACAUCGCCUGGCGGCACUGCAGAGCGAAAUCUAGCCUCGACCCUGCUCGAGACGCCUGUGCAGUACGUCUCCUCCAUCCUGGUCGAAGACACGGCGACAGGAAGCCUGCAGCUGUUUUCGGAAGGCGACGGCGAAAUGGUGCAGGAACGCUGCACCGAUCUGUGGGAUGGCAACGACAUUUGCGAAAUGACUCCGCGGCAUCGCCGCCGGCUCAUCAACUUUUAUACCAAUGCAUCUCGUAGCAUGUACUGCAGUGGCUUUGCGUACAAGCCCGUUGAAGUGGUCAAUCCAUUCCCAGAGCGGGCCCCGUCCUCGCAAACCAUGUGCGCGCCGCCAGAGCAGGACCACUACAUUGAAAUGAAGCAAAAGACGAUCGUGCUCAACGCUGUUGGCGACGAAGCUGCCAUGGAUAUGUCUGUCGCCAUCAACAAUUCGAAUGCGGAUGCCUUCAUGGCGGACACCGUCUCCGUGUUCCAGGACACGAUGGGAAGUGAAGCUGUCACUCCGUUCGAUGCCAUUUCCCUGACAUCCUUGCUGACGGACACUGCGACCGUGUCCGAGAUGAACACCUCCGCCGCGACACUGCCCGCAGGAGGCGUCAACUCGCGGACGCAAAUAACGAGCAUGGCGAAUCUGCUGAACGAAGAGGAGGAGGAGGAAGAGGAGGAAGCCGACACCAGCGCGCCUUCUCGAGUAUCCAGUCGCGCGGCUCUCAAUCCGCUUCGCCCGAGAUCCGCAAUUCGCAAAGAGGCCCGACUCGUCGCGCUUCAACAACAUCAAAUCUUCAUUGGCAUGGUUGCUUCUGAGUACCAUCCAAAGCAGGAAGUCGUCCCAGUGAUUGAGCACUUGCUCGCCGCUGGUAUCCGCUUUGUUUAUUUUUCGUCCGAGUCAGAAAUGCGCUCCAAGGCCUUUGCAACUCGCAUGGGUCUGGAGACUGGCUGGAAUUGCCACAUUUCGUUGAAAGACGAUGCCGAGGAUGAAGUGUCCAUGUUCGGUGCGGGUGCUGGUGCUGGUGGUUCAGCCCUCCGCCUUCCAAGUGGUACAAACACGCCGUCUACCCCUCGCACCCCCGUGCUGGGAUACCAGGACAAACGCGCUCUCCACACGGCCUUGGACUUGUCGCCAACCUACGCCGACAACAAGGCUCGCCUGCCCAAAGGCGUUCGCCAAAUCCGCCCGCAUCUUGAGAAGGUCGAUGAUGUUCCACUGCUCGUCCCCCUGUUUACGGAGAGCAUGCCGAAGGCCACGGAGGAAAUGAUGAAAAUCAUGCAAGAGAACGGCCUUACAGUUCUGUGCUUGGCAUUGCGCAGCGAUGAGUGUCUGUACAACAGCAAGGCCGACUCGCGGGAUUUCGAGUCAAACAAACUUCUUAGCCUGGCCUCGCAACUCAACACUGUCCCGUGCACCGUCACCCUGCACCGAAACACGUCCCUUCGUUCCAUGCUGUUUUUGAUUCGCGAGGCUCGCCGCCUAUCGUGGUCCUUGCGCCAAACGCUCGCAUUCAUGAUGGGCUGCCAACUCUCGCUGUCCUUCCUCAUUCUUCUCUCGUACUGCCUGCUGCUUCCUCCCAUCUUCAACGGUAUUCAUCUCAUUUGGCUGGAAGUCAUCAUCGUUCCUCUGCUCUCCAUCCCACUCUUCACCCGCGCGGGCCAACCCAACACGAUGAAAUUGAUUGCCGCCAAGAACGUUGACCACGUCAAAGAUCGUCGGCGCUUCCUGGUCUAUUUCUGCCUUCGCUUUGUGCCCUCGACCAUCGUCGUGGUGGUCUUGUUCUUCUUGACCCUCAAUUCGUUCUGUCUCCACCUCUCGUCGGAGCUGCUGGCAUCCGGCACUGCAGUCAUUUCAUGCAACGCGUUGCUCGGCCCGACGGUCGUGUCGCCCUCCACCUUUUCCCUGACCACUGGCACCAAGCAGUGGAAUGGCUGGUCGAGCUCUCUCUCGACCGGCCUGUACUUUGCACAGAAUGUGGCUCUCUUUCUCCUCGUCCUCUAUUUCGUCACCCUCAGCGCCACCUUUAUGCACCGUACUCAGUCCGUCUUCCAACUGCGCUUGUGGAGGAACAAGGCAUGGUUGGGAAGUGCAGGCGCUGCUCUUGUCCUGCAAAUCAUCUUUUUUGCAGUGUCCUUUGCCGGUGACUCCAGCGUGUAUUCGUUUGGCUUUGCGGACAUUCGGUGGUACGUGUACGUCGUUGGGCUGCUUUGGCCCAUUGUUCUGCUCCUCGUGAACGAGCAAGUCAAGAAACACGACACGAAACGAUUCAUUCGCUUCCAAAAGCGGGCCAAGUUGCUGUUUGGCACCAAGUUGGGCAUGCACUCGCCAGUGUAAGCGCCCAAUCAAGUCAGCUUCGAGUACCCCCUCCCUCGGCCUUCCACGAGAGUUCGAGAUGUGACUGAUCUGGAGACAAAGUACAUUCAACGCUGUUCGUGUCGCAGUGUCAAUGGUGCUUUGCAAAACGUAUUUAUUUGUAUUCAUCAAAUUGAUGGACUUUAC
This is a messenger RNA of Capsaspora owczarzaki ATCC 30864, 5414 nucleotides long. RefSeq lists its product as hypothetical. The record is from RefSeq and is a predicted model, not a curated record. The transcript is spliced from 10 exons. Lineage: Eukaryota; Filasterea; Ministeriida; Capsasporidae. Bases 9 to 5249 code for a protein of 1746 amino acids.